Molecule: messenger RNA, 3196 nt
Organism: Hemibagrus wyckioides
Lineage: Eukaryota; Metazoa; Chordata; Actinopteri; Siluriformes; Bagridae
Gene: ahcyl1
Product: adenosylhomocysteinase-like 1
Exons: 17
Coding region: 327-1985 (552 amino acids)
Biological process (GO): L-methionine cycle
Cellular component (GO): cytosol
Source: RefSeq, a predicted model, not a curated record
CCCACAGCUGAUGCUGCCUAUCGCGAGCCGGACACUCAGACGGAAUAAUCUGUGAUCUGCUCCGUUUGCGAAGCAAAAUCACUUUGUAGAUAAAUAGAUCUAGCGGCACAUAUCAGUAUUUCUAGGAUUCAACCUUUAAUUUUGUCUUUCUACCUCGCUUUUUGCGUAAGCUCGCAUCUAGCUUAUAUCCCUCGAAGUGCUACAACAUUAGGCUUAGAGGACAUCACGGAAGGUUACAGUAUCCGAGUCGAAUAAGCUGUGAAAUACCGGCGAUCGCCUGCAUCUUAGAAAGCGCUAACUCGCUAAAGCGAAAUUCUUACACUAUCAUGACUGAUUCCGUCGUGGACGCGAAGUCGGAGGUAAAGCAGGCCAGUAAAGAAUUUAAGGAGAGUGAAAAUGUGGCGGAGAAGUACUCUGCGCUGACUGUGUGCAAAAAGAGCGAGGCGAGCGCCGGCGAGCUGUCCGCCGCAUUCACUGCGGUCAGCACACACAAGAGCCUCAAGAAGCAGAUUCAGUUCGCCAACCAAGAGGAUAAGCAGGAAUUCAGCAAGUUCCCAACUAAGACGGGCCGCCGCUCCCUGUCUCGAUCCAUCUCCCAGUCCUCCACUGACAGCUACAGCUCUGCUGCCUCGUACACAGACAGCUCAGACGAUGAAACAUCUCCUCGAGAGAAGACUCAGCUCAACUCCAAAGGUAGCAGCGACUUCUGUGUCAAAAACAUAAAACAGGCCGAGUUUGGCCGAAGGGAGAUUGAGAUUGCAGAGCAAGACAUGUCUGCUCUGAUCUCAUUGAGAAAGAGGGCUCAAGGAGAGAAGCCUCUAGCUGGGGCCAAAGUGGUUGGCUGCACCCACAUCACCGCACAGACAGCGGUUCUGAUUGAGACGUUGGUGGCUCUAGGUGCUCAGUGUCGUUGGGCUGCAUGUAACAUCUACUCUACUCAGAAUGAGGUGGCUGCUGCCCUGGCAGAAAUGGGAGUGGCUGUAUUUGCCUGGAAAGGGGAGUCUGAGGAUGAUUUCUGGUGGUGCAUUGAUCGCUGUGUCAACACAGAAGGCUGGCAGGCAAACAUGAUCUUGGAUGAUGGUGGUGACCUCACACACUGGGUAUAUAAAAAGUACCCCAGUGUGUUUAAGAAGAUUCAAGGAAUUGUGGAGGAGAGUGUCACUGGAGUUCAUAGACUUUACCAGCUCUCUAAAGCUGGAAAACUGUGUGUUCCUGCCAUGAACGUCAAUGACUCUGUCACUAAGCAGAAGUUUGACAACCUUUACUGCUGCAGGGAGUCCAUCUUGGAUGGUCUUAAAAGAACCACAGAUGUGAUGUUUGGAGGGAAGCAGGUGGUGGUUUGUGGUUAUGGAGAGGUGGGAAAGGGUUGCUGCUCUGCUCUGAAAGCUCUGGGAGCCAUUGUGUGUGUAACAGAGAUCGACCCUAUCUGUGCUCUCCAGGCCUGCAUGGAUGGCUUUAGGGUCGUCAAGCUGAAUGAAGUUGUGCGCCAAAUGGACAUGGUGAUCACAUGCACAGGGAAUAAAAAUGUGGUAACCCGAGAGCAGCUGGAUCGUAUGAAGAAUGGCUGCAUUGUGUGUAAUAUGGGCCACUCUAACACAGAGAUUGAUGUGGCAAGUCUCAGGACCCCGGAGCUGACAUGGGAAAGAGUGCGCUCUCAGGUGGACCAUGUCAUCUGGCCUGAUGGGAAAAGAGUCAUCCUGCUGGCAGAAGGGCGCCUUCUGAACUUGAGCUGCUCCACUGUGCCCUCAUUUGUGCUUUCCAUCACAGCCACAACACAGGCCCUUGCACUAAUAGAGUUGUACAAUGCACCAGAGGGCCGCUACAGACAGGAUGUUUACCUGCUGCCCAAAAAGAUGGAUGAAUAUGUGGCUAGUUUGCAUCUGCCCAACUUUGAUGCUCACCUUACAGAACUGUCAGAUGAACAGGCCAAGUAUAUGGGCCUUAAUAAGAAUGGACCUUUUAAACCAAACUACUACAGAUAUUAGUUUGUAUGAGUCACAAAGACCUUCAUCAGGGAUGAAGAGACCUGCAUUAUUCAACAAGCCAAGAGAUUUAUUUUCUAUUUACAGUCCAUUUCUAAAAGAAAAACUUGAUUUUAAGUGAAUGUUCUUAUAGUGACACCCAAUAAUCCAUUCUCAUAUCUAUAUCAAUACCUAUAAUUCUGCUCUUCUAGCACUUCAUUAGAGUAACUUAUUCUGUAUGGAAUUAUUAUCUUUAAAUCACAUUAGAAGAGGACCAUAUAUUUUAAAUUGUGCCAUGUAUGGGUAGUGGUGAAGUGUUUUCGGAAGCAUGUUUCGGGGAAUUCUCCUAUUUUUCACUUUGUCGUCAUUUCAGUGCUUAUAUUAUAUGUGUUAUAUGACUAAUCUUUAUGCUACCAGAAAACCAGAAAAAAAAACCACACACUGAAUUUUGAACCCAUUAUUAUCCAUAAUUAUGAAUGAUCUACUUGAUAUUAUGCAUUUUGUCAGCUUUAGGUGUAAGAGUUUUUUUUUUUUUAAUUUCCAAAUAAUUGCUUCUCUAGCACUCCAUCUAAUUUAUUAUUUUAAUAUGCAAACAAUUUUUUUUCUUGAAUAAUAUUUUUUAAAAACAUUACAUGAGAGAUCUACAGAAUAAUUUCAGGCCUAUUUUGUCUUUGCUAUAUAUAUGCUGUGGUAUGUAUAUUACUCCCAAGGGCUAGAGUGCUCAGUUACUGUAUACUUGUUAUACACACAGGGGGUAUCACAACAAUACAUAACCUGCAUGACAUUUAUACAGCUUCCUCCAACUUUUUAAAUAAUAUUUGGUGGCCUUUGACAAACCUUUACUCAUAUUUUUUCCCUAAUUACAUUAGGUCCAUAUGACUUAUAUUCAAUAGUAAUAAACAGUCACUAUCAGUCAUAAGAGUCAUAAUGUUUUAGGCUAUAUACAGAAAUCAGCAAAGCAAUUCCUUAUUUUAAUGUUGAUUUUUACUAUUUUUAGGUAAAGUUUAUUAAAUUUUACUAGCAAACAUUUUGCAGAGCACACACACACACACACAAACACACACACAAAGUUAAUAUAUAAAAUAAACAAAAAGAUCUUAAACAAAUAUCACUGUGAUUGAGUAGACCUGCAUAUUUAUGUACCAGUUCUUAUGUGUUAUAACAUGAUUAUCUUUUAUUAAAUAACAUUCCUUGUCUUGUUUAUCAUUAAAUGUUUGUUCUGUUCCAAAUCUCAA